Molecule: messenger RNA, 874 nt
Organism: Anopheles funestus (African malaria mosquito)
Lineage: Eukaryota; Metazoa; Arthropoda; Insecta; Diptera; Culicidae
Product: C-type lectin 37Da-like
Exons: 2
Coding region: 236-751 (171 amino acids)
Biological process (GO): biological process involved in interspecies interaction between organisms
Cellular component (GO): external side of plasma membrane
Molecular function (GO): carbohydrate binding
Source: RefSeq, a predicted model, not a curated record
UUGAAACCAAACAUCGGGAAGCCCAAGAAACUGGUUUCAUCAAGAGCUGCUGCAAUCGAUCAGACAAACAUCAACAAAAACCUGCAUGCACUAAGACACGCAGCGAGCAGCGUAUUGGAAAGCACCGGUUUAUGCGUAAAUUCCACUAUUAUGGUGCCACGAAUUGCUGAGUGGUGGAACCGUUUGCGACGCGAUCGUGUUAAUUGUGCGCUGGACAUCGAACGAGCAAGCAGCGAUGGAGACGAAACGUUUGGCACAUCUGGUCGCGAUCAUGAUCAGCUUCCUGGCGGUGGGUUUUAUAAGCACCCAAAAGGACAUUAAUACAUUCGGAAUCUUUCGCGAAAAGUCUUAUUACUUUGGUAAUACGUUUAAGCUGAAUUGGUACAAGGCGUCGGAAUACUGCAGGACGCGCGGCAUGUUCCUGGUGGCGAUCAACAACGAUGAGCAGCUGAACGGUGUGGUGGAAUAUAUCGAAAAGAGUGGUUUUACAAAAACGCACGGCAUUCUGCACAUGUGGACAUCCGGCAAUGAUCUCGGCGAGGAAGGACAGUUCUUCUUUUCAUCCACCGGUGAUCGGCUGACGUACGAUCGUUGGACCAAAAACGAACCGAACAAUGCGAUGCACGAUAACUGUACGUUCGAGCAUUGCGUUGUGCUGGAGUAUUUCCAACCGUGGUCCAUAAAUUACACCUUCGACGAUCGGCAAUGUGGUGCGGAGAACUUUUUCAUGUGCGAAACAUUGUACGAUUGAUUGAGCAGGGCGUGUGCUUUAUUCAAAUAUCUCUUCUAGCGCAGAGUUAGUAUUGUCAGGUUAAUGUACUUAUUGCCUAUCAGUCUUUUAGUAUUAAAUCUUAAAAAACAAACGAUUCUCUGU